AUGGCGAGCUUACUUUCCAAAAUUCUGCCCUCAUACUCUAGGAUAAUGCCAUUAGCGGGUGGGCAUAGAUAUUUUACCUCGACGGCAGUUUUCCUUAAUGAGAUCAUGAAGUUGGCUGUUUCUUUGACGAUUGCCAUGUACGAUAUUUCACGAACCUUACCUCCAUCUACGCCCGCGACAGUGCUUUUCGAACAAUUGUAUAUGUCGGUAUUUUCUGGUGAUGGUUGGAAAUUGGCUAUCCCAGCUACUUUGUACACUUUGCAGAAUUCGUUACAGUAUACUGCUGUGAGCAACCUGGAAGCUAUCCUCACAACGGCAAUUUUUAGUGUGGUUCUACUAGGAAGGGCGCUGUCUUCUAAAAGAUGGAUAGCUCUCGUUUUACUCACGAUUGGAGUUACCAUUGUCCAACUACCCACCGGCAGUCCGUCUGCACAUUCCACCCUUAACGGUUCACAAUCACGAUUUUACUUUCCACGAUCCUUUCACGAACUGGGACAAAUGGGUAAUGGUGCAGUGGAAGUAGCAGCCGAAUUAACGAAACGUGGUAUGGAGGGGUUUUCCGAAGGUCUUACGAAACGAUCUGCUACAUAUGAGGGUAUACAAGAGGACCAAGGAUUGGUCAGACCUGUUAUGAACUAUCCCAUUGGCCUUAUGGCUGUUUUGGCCGCGGCUGUGAUAUCAGGUCUUACGGGGGUAUAUUUCGAAAAGGUGUUGAAGGAAUCUACGACUCAUGUUACGAUUUGGACGAGAAAUGUUCAGCUCUCUUUCUAUUCUCUCUUCCCAUCUUUGAUAUUCGGAGUGAUGUUCAAAGAUGGAGAGCAAAUUGCCGAGAAUGGCUUCUUUGCUGGGUAUAAUGCAGUGGUGUGGACUGCUAUUGUUAUGCAAGCCUUGGGUGGAAUCCUCGUUGCACUUUGCAUGGAUUACAGCGAUAAUAUCGCAAAGAAUUUUGCUACAAGUAUUAGUAUUAUUUUUAGUUUUAUUUUCAGCGUUUGGUUCUUUGAUUUUAAUGUCUCUCUCAAUUUCAUUUUCGGUACAUCGAUAGUUUUCUUUGCAACAUGGCUAUACAGUGGUCCGGAAAGAAAAAGAAAUAGACCUCCACCAAUCAAUAUUGCAAGUUAUGAAAAGACGACCAUUGAUAAUGGUUUUACGCCGAAGUAUGAAGAGGAUAGGUCGAGUUUGACGUUGGAUCCAUUGAGUGGAUUGAAAGGUCCAGGCGCGGGGGCAUCUUUGUCGACUAGUAGGCCUAGUUCGCCUAUGAGGCAUCAUUCGAGGGUGGGAAGUUCGAGAGGAAAGGUUAAGAGGGACGACUGA
Molecule: messenger RNA, 1311 nt
Organism: Sclerotinia sclerotiorum 1980 UF-70
Lineage: Eukaryota; Fungi; Ascomycota; Leotiomycetes; Helotiales; Sclerotiniaceae
Exons: 5
Coding region: 1-1311 (436 amino acids)
Biological process (GO): pyrimidine nucleotide-sugar transmembrane transport
Cellular component (GO): Golgi membrane
Molecular function (GO): UDP-galactose transmembrane transporter activity
Source: RefSeq, a predicted model, not a curated record